Messenger RNA from Glycine soja, 1363 nucleotides. RefSeq names its product probable mannitol dehydrogenase. Gene Ontology annotation, molecular function: cinnamyl-alcohol dehydrogenase activity; zinc ion binding. Lineage: Eukaryota; Viridiplantae; Streptophyta; Magnoliopsida; Fabales; Fabaceae. The transcript is spliced from 5 exons. Gene Ontology annotation, biological process: lignin biosynthetic process. The record is from RefSeq and is a predicted model, not a curated record. Bases 82 to 1176 code for a protein of 364 amino acids.
UUGGUUCUUCAUCACAAGUUGGCAUUCCUUCUCAUUCUUAAAAAAAACCCUCAUUAUUCCAUCAAAACUAGCUACAACAACAUGUCGAACGUGUUAGCAGGAGAAGAAAGCGAAAAAGUUGUUACCUAUGGGUGGGCAGCUAGAGACACCUCGGGAAUUCUCUCCCCAUUCCACUUUAUCAGAAGGGCAAAUGGUGAUAAUGAUAUCACACUCGACAUACUCUAUUCUGGGAUUUGCCACACCGAUCUCCACAUGGUGAAGAACGACUUUAGAAUAUCCAUCUAUCCAAUGGUUCCUGGGCAUGAGAUUGUGGGUAAGGUGACAAAGGUUGGUAGAAGAGUCACAAAAUUCAGUGUUGGUGACAUUGCUGGUGUGGGUGGCUCUGUGGGUUCGUGUGGCUCAUGUUCGGACUGCAGCAACGGCUUCUAUGUAUAUUGUCCAAAAAUGAUUUUAACCUACAGUGCACACUAUUAUGAUGGAACAAUAACCCAAGGUGGAUACUCAAAUAACAUAGUGGUUGAUCAGAACUUUGUCGUGCUAAUCCCAAAAUCUCUUCCAUUAGAUGGUGCAGCCCCGUUGCUAUGUGCUGGAAUCACAGUAUACAGCCCAAUGAAAUAUUAUGGGCUUGCUCAGCCUGGGUUGCACUUGGGUGUGGUGGGCCUGGGAGGCCUAGGUCAUGUGGCUGUCAAGUUUGCUAAGGCUUUUGGUAUGCAUGUCACUGUGAUAAGUACAUCUCCCAGCAAGAAAGAGGAAGCAUUGGAAAAGCUUGGUGCUGAUGAAUUCUUGGUUAGUCUGGACCAGCAACAAUUGCAGGAUGCCAGGGGCACAAUGGAUGCCAUUAUUGACACAGUUUCAGCUAAUCACUCUAUCCAACCACUAAUUGCUUUAUUGAAAACAAGUGGAAAGUUGAUUUUGGUAGGUGGACCACCCUCGCCUCUUGAGGUAUUAGCUAUGCCUUUGCUUUUGGGGAGAAAGAUGAUUGCUGGUAGUGCAGGAGGUGGGAGAGAAGAGAUUCAAGAGAUGAUGGAUUUUGCAGCAAAGCACAAUAUCACAGCAGAUGUGGAAGUCAUUCCAAUGGAUUACGUGAACACUGCCUUUGAGAGACUGGAAAAAAAUGAUGUUAAAUAUCGCUUUGUCAUUGAUGUGGCAAAUACAAUAAGCUGCAUGUCCAAUUAGAGAACCACAGAUAUGAAAGUGGUAGCCGAAUAUUAAUUGAAGGUUGUGGUAACUUCAAUUCUAGUUGUAUCACCUUGAUCACUCGAUUCUUCUUUUUCACAUUCCACAUAUUCCAUAUUGGCUAUCCGACUUGUUUUACGGUAUUUCAAUAAAGUAUGAAUAAAUUUUGUGAAUGUCAUGUUGAAUC